UGGAUGCGCGCUGCUGAGGGUGCAGAGACAGGAGGUGUCAGUGGGGAGGAAGACUCAAUCCAUCAGCAGCCAGAGUGACCCUGAUCGACGUGGACCGUCCGGGAGCAGAGAGCAGAGAGGAUGAAGCGAACAACUUUCCUGCUGCUGUUUGGAGUCGUGCUGAGCUUCUGUGACGCUCAGUCUGAGACGGGAGGCGAUGAUGCGGCUGCAGAGGAGGAACACGUGGAGCUCUUCACAACUCCGACCACAAAGAUGGGCGCUGCCACCUCCGACUUUGGUUACAACCUUUUCCGCGCGCUGGCGAGCCGUGACGCCUCCACCAACAUCUUCCUGUCCCCCAUCAGUGUGUCGGAGGCGCUGACUCAGCUGUCCAUGGGAGCAUCUGUACGUGCUCAGGCGCAGCUGCACAGGGCCCUGAGGUACCACACCCUGCAGGACCCUCAGCUCCAUAACACCCUGAAGGACAUGCUGGCCUCAGUCAGGACGGCAGGGAAAGGCCUGAGCACCGCUGCACGCUUGUACCUGGCAAGACGACUUCGUUUGAAGCAGGAAUUCUUUGGUCUCGUGGAGCAGCAGUAUGGAGUUCGCCCCAAGGCGCUGAUGGGAGGAGCCAAAGAUAUGAAAGAAAUCAACGAUUGGGUGUCCCAGCAGACGGGCAGGAAGGUUCAGCAGUUUCUGACUCAAGCCCUUCCUCGAGCUGCCGGCGUGAACGCCGUGAGUGCCGCCUACUUUAAAGGGAAGUGGGAGACUCGGUUCGGUCAGAGCGGAGGGCUGGAGAACUUCCAGGUGGACGGCGCCGCACCUGUCCGUGUUCCCAUGAUGCAGCAGGAUAACUACCCUGUGAAGAUGGGGGUGGACUCAGACUUGAGCUGCACGAUCGCUCAGAUCCAGAUGCAGGAUGCAGUGAGCAUGUUCAUCUUCCUGCCAGAUGAUGUGACCUCCAACACGACCCUUCUGGAGGAGAGUCUGUCCGCUGAGUUUGUCCAGGACCUCUCCAUGACACUGCUUCCUGCCAAGGUGUCCCUCACUCUGCCCGUCCUGAGACUCAGCUACUCCACAGACUUGCUGCCGCUGCUCGGUGACCUGGGUCUCUCUGAAUGGCUAGACAACCCGGAGCUGGAGAAGAUCUCGGCACAGGCCGCCAAACUCACCAGUGCCCAUCACAAGGUCACCAUGGAGACGGCACCAGAGGGGAAUCAGUACCCGAGUGAAACGGCACCGAGUCACCUGACUUACCGAGUGGACCGCCCCUUCCUCUACCUGAUCCGGGACGAAACAUCGGGGGCGCUGCUCUUCAUCGGCAGAGUGGUCAACCCCAAAAGCCUGACAAUAUAAAUCACACACACACACACACACACACACACGUUUGUACUCAUGUCUCCAUUGGGACCCUCAUCAGCAGACUAUUUCAGGCCUUCACCCUAAAACUAAGACGUAACUCUCACACAGCCGUCUGAAAAUGUCCUCGAUUUUCAUCAGUGUAUACACACACACACACACACACACUCUUAGCAGGUCCUAGGAGGGAUUUCAGGUGUUUGGCAGACAUUUGAUUAUGAUUUGAUUAUUAUUUUUCAUGUUGAAACGUGAUCAUGCUAAUCUCAGAGGAUACACAAACACACCCAACCAACUCAAAGGAUUGUUUUUUAUAAAAUCAAAUAUUGUCAUUUGUGUUAAAAAGAAGUAAACACGACAAUGAAACCGA
Messenger RNA from Archocentrus centrarchus (flier cichlid), 1705 nucleotides. RefSeq names its product serpin peptidase inhibitor, clade F (alpha-2 antiplasmin, pigment epithelium derived factor), member 1 (gene serpinf1). Bases 121 to 1335 code for a protein of 404 amino acids. The record is from RefSeq and is a predicted model, not a curated record. Gene Ontology annotation, biological process: negative regulation of endopeptidase activity; negative regulation of angiogenesis. Gene Ontology annotation, molecular function: serine-type endopeptidase inhibitor activity. Lineage: Eukaryota; Metazoa; Chordata; Actinopteri; Cichliformes; Cichlidae. The transcript has 8 exons.